Ilex paraguariensis (yerba mate) is the source of this 513-nucleotide messenger RNA. The record is from the annotation of a GenBank genome assembly. NCBI's taxonomy places the organism in Eukaryota, Viridiplantae, Streptophyta, Magnoliopsida, Aquifoliales, Aquifoliaceae.
AUGCCUGAGCCUCAUCACUUCAGUGACUAUGGCUUUGACCCUCAAAUCGAUUAUUUUCAGGUUUUGGAAGAAGCAAGGAAGCACAAGAGAGAAGCAUCAAGAUCCAUAGAUACAAUACACUUCAAGCUGCAAAAACCCACCUCGAGAGACGAGUCCUCCAAGAAGAUCAAGAAACGUUGGUGGAAGAACGCUCUGCUCUUCUUUAAGCUGAAAUGGACCCACCAUGACAACAAACCCAGCUCUGGUUUCAACAACAAUGGGGUCCACUGUGGACGCUCCAUCAGAGGAUCAAUCUCAGGCCCUAUGUACGUCACUGAGAGCAGAAGUGGGUCAAGCACACCUUACCGUACUACUAGCCGGCCAUCAUCCGGCCCACUCGCCGGAACUCUGACUCCGGCGACGAAGGGGGAGGUGGAGAUUCCGUACAUCAACCUCAGGGAACUCAACAUGGACCAGCAACAACUACAUCACCGGAUCUCCACCUCGGCCAUGCCUAUCUAUUUGGUCACGUGA